AUGAAGCAUUUUCCUUUAUUAUCUUUGACACCAGAAAUCUUGGCUGAAAUAUGUGAAAAUCUUCCACCUCAAGAUCUUUACACUUUAACUACAGUUUGUAAAAAGCUUCGUAAUUUUUUAUGGGCCACUUCUGGUUGUACUCAACAAAUCUGGCGUAAGUCUAGAUCAUUAUUACCGGUAUCAAAAUUUUCAUGUUCGUUAUCACCACCCAAAGGCAUCUCUGAAGACUUACGAAAUAAUAUUCCCGAAGAAGUACUUUCUUGCCUUCCUAAUAUUAAUGAUAUAAAGCCUUCAAACUUUUUUGAGAAUUGUCUUGUUACUUUACCUGGACCUGGCAUUCGGGACCAAAAUCCAUAUUAUUGGACGACUGAUGUUUAUAAAGCUUGUCGUGAAUAUAAUGAAUUGAAUGCCAAUGAGAGAAAAAAAUGGGUCGAGAAAAGAAAAGCAGAGGUUGAAGAAUUUAAUCGCUCUAUUGAAGAAAUUAAAUCAAAGGAUAUGACAGAGGUUCUUAGAAGUUUGAUUGAAGGAUUUAUGCCGUGA
Molecule: messenger RNA, 540 nt
Organism: Racocetra fulgida
Lineage: Eukaryota; Fungi; Glomeromycota; Glomeromycetes; Diversisporales; Gigasporaceae
Source: the annotation of a GenBank genome assembly